CCGGCCGCCCCCCGCCGGUGGCGGUUUAUCUGUCGGGCGGCGGCCGCACUCGGCCAGCAUUGCGUGCCGGCUCGCGGAGGGCGAUGCCGUGGGAGCAGCAGGAGAGUGGUGGCGCCGAGCCCGCGCGCUUCGUGGUGGGGGUGGACGUGGGCAGCACGGUGGUGAAAUGCCACGUCUAUGACCGGGCGGCCGCGGUCAGAGGCUCCAGCUGCAGGAAGGUAGAAUCGCUUUAUCCUCGUCCUGGAUGGGUUGAAUUGGAUCCUGAAGUGCUGUGGGUUCAGUUUGUUUGUGUAAUAAAAGAAGCUGUACAAGGGUUGUUUCAAAUCCAGGGCAAGUUCCUGAAUUCAGUCACCCCAUGGCUGGUUGUUGGCAGAGCUUCACCAAUGUUUGUGCCAGUACAAGAGACAAUGCGGUGCCAGACACAGGAACGACUGGAAGCAGAAGGACGGCACAGGAGCACUUUAAUUUACAGGGCUUGUGGAGCUAUUCAGUAUUACCUAAAGGUGGAAACUACUUCUGACUGCCUCGUCCCAGUGCUCUCUCACUCUGGUACUGGCUCAACCCUUCCAGGAGACAGUUUAGCUCCAAAAUCUGCAGGACUUCACAUGAGGCAAAUUGCUGGUCUUGGUAUCUCAACACAGAGAGCAACGUUCAUCACAUGGCACAAGAGGACAGGGAAACCUUUUCAUAAUUUUAUAAGUUGGCAAGACUUGAGAAGUGCUGAACUUGUGAAUUCCUGGAAUAAGUCCCUUCUGCUGAAGGUAAUCCAUGUUAUUUUUACAGUGCUUCAUUUCUUGACGGGAAAUGAUCGAUAUUUGGCACCAAGUUUUUUUACUUUUUCAACACAACAAGCUUCUAUGAAGUUAUCAUGGGUUUUUAAAAACAUACCUGAGGCUGAAGAAGCUGCUAGAAAAAAUAACUGCUGCUUUGGAACAGUUGACACAUGGUUACUGUAUAGAUUAACUAAAGGUUCUGUGUAUGCUACAGAUUACUCAAAUGCCAGUGCUACGGGCAUUUUUGAACCCUUUACGAAAUGUUGGAACCCCACUUUGUGUAAUUUACUUUCCAUUCCAAUGUCUGUUUAUCCGCCAGUGAAAGACACAAGCUUCAACUUUGGAUCAGCUGACUCUGAAAUAUUUGGGGUUCCUAUUCCAAUAAUGGCACUGGUGGCUGAUCAGCAGUCAGCUAUGUUUGGAGAAUGCUGCUUUCACCCAGGAGAUGUUAAACUGACAAUGGGAACAGGUGGUUUCUGGAAUGUGAAUACUGGAGAGCGUCUCUUUGCAUCACGGAGAGGUCUGUAUCCGCUGAUUGGUUGGAAGAUUGGGAAGGAAGUUGUUUAUUUAACUGAAGGCUGUAUUUCAGACAUUGGCACUUCCAUAAAAUGGGCUCAGGAUAUCAAUCUUUUCACCAAUGUAGAUGAAACAGCAAAAAUGGCACGGAGUAUUGUUGAUUCUCAAGGCGUUUGUUUUAUUCCCGGUUUUCAGAUUUCUGUGAAUGACCCAUAUUUGUGUGCCUCUUUCACGGGGCUGAAACCUUCCACUACCAGAAGCCAUCUUGUACGAGCUAUACUGGAGUCUGUAGCUUUCAGAAACAAACAGCUUUAUGAUACCAUUGUGAAGAAGGUACACAUCCCUCUUCAAACAAUACGAGCUGAUGGAGGUGUCAGUAAUAAUAGUUUUGUUAUGCAGAUGACUUCAGAUUUAAUUAAUAAGAAGAUUGAAAAACCUGCAAAUGCAGACAUGUCUAGUCUUGGUGCAGCUUUUCUAGCAGGCCUAGCUUCAGGAUUUUGGACUGGCAAAGAACAACUAAAGAAGCUAAGGCAAGUAGAAGCAGUUUUUGAGCCCCAGAAGGACUUGGAGGAAUACAAACCUGCUAUGGAUACUUGGCUGCAAGCAAUGAAACGCUCCCUGAACUGGUAGAAUUUGGCAUUUUAAUUAUAAAAGAAUCAAAACCUUUAAUUUGUACUUAGAAAAUCUUCAUGCUAACAGGACAGUAAAAGCCAUCACUGAAAUUUUUGAUGGUAUAUACAUGAAGUUAUACAGUGCUUCACUUAUGCCCAUGCUGCUAGAUUACUUAGCACACCAUAAUGAAUCUUCAUAUUGUCCCUAUGACAGCUGUAGUCCAGCUGCAGCACUUGUGUCCUUUCAGUGACCUCCUUUGGGUGGCCCAGCUGCUCAAAUCCUACCAUGUACUAGAGACAGGGAGAUUUUUCCUAUGAGGGGUUUCCUGCUGAAGAACUCACCUCCCUUUGGAUCUUUUAAUCUCCAGUAUGUUAAUCAUCAAGGCAAGGUAAAAGGCGCAUACACUUCCCUGGGCAUUUCUGAGAAAUGUAAAGUGAAUGUUGUGGAGUUGGUUGUGAUGAACUUGGUUGUGUACAAAGGUGUGUUCUUGUUAGUAGCCAGUCACAGUCUUUCGGUUGACUUUCUAAGGAAGCAUUUGACCCAGCUCUAUGAUGACAUUUUUGUGCACUAAAUUAAGAGUAAAUGCAAAAGCAAAUAAGGCUUUCAGUACUCUAUCAAAACAAAUUAAAAAGAAAUCCAAGAUUUUUGUAGCUAAUGGUUCCUAUCUAGCAAUUAUAAGAAACUUUCUAAUGACCAAAAGUUGUGUUCUCUGGCAAGGUUAAUACACAUACCUUAAAAGUAUGCUAUCUAGCUAAGGUAUGCUAUCUAAGGUAUGCUAUCUAACUUCUAAUAACUUUGGGAUUUCUGAGCCCGUUGUUAAUCCUAUUAGUAUUUUUGGAAGAGGGGUCAAGAGUCUAUUUUUGAAGCUAUGAAUUACUUUUCUAUUUUUUAAAUAAAUUAAAAUUAAAUGUGUACUUAA
This is a messenger RNA of Colius striatus (speckled mousebird), 2820 nucleotides long. RefSeq names its product glycerol kinase 5 (gene GK5). Lineage: Eukaryota; Metazoa; Chordata; Aves; Coliiformes; Coliidae. The transcript is spliced from 17 exons. The record is from RefSeq and is a predicted model, not a curated record. Gene Ontology annotation, molecular function: glycerol kinase activity. Gene Ontology annotation, biological process: glycerol metabolic process; triglyceride metabolic process; glycerol-3-phosphate biosynthetic process. Bases 84 to 1919 code for a protein of 611 amino acids. Gene Ontology annotation, cellular component: mitochondrion.